AUGUCGCGUCCUCGCCCACGCCCGCGACCACGCCCCGUCGUCCAUGUCCCUGCCCCCGCACCUGCACCUACUGCCUCUUCGCCCGGCCCAUCCACGAUCACCUCGCCUCCACUGGAAGGUUCCCCGGUCGAUGCUGUCGCCGACGAGGACGAACUGUUCUUCAGGAACCGCACGCGCACGGCGCAAACGUGGAGGAAGCUGGACAAGAUCUCCCACGAGAAGGAAGCGCAUAAACGAAUGAGCUCAGAUGAGGAAGAUGAGGAAGAUGAUAUGCCACAUAAACACCGCCGACGGACCACCAAGGACGAAGUCCCGAAGUGGACAAAGAUGUCAAAGGACGCGAUACUUCUGCUUUCUUCUGACGACGAGGACGACGAGGUCAUCCUACGCCGCGUAGAGCAGGCCACUCCCAAUGGAAAACGAGACGCUGCACAGGCACAAAAGCGCGUCAAUAAGCGGCAGCGUAGUCGGUCUCAGUCUAUUACACCUCCUCCUGCGGUGCCUUUGAUUGCGAUCCAAAUUGCCAAGGAGAAAGUGCAACAACUUAUCGGCGUGGCUCCACGAGCCCCCUCUCCAAUCUCCGUUGAAGAUGAUUCCACCGACACAAUUGCCCUGGACCCAGAGUUGGCCUCACUUGCGCGCCAAAUGCAAGCCCGGUCGCAAUCUGCGAUGGAUGAUGACAUCCUUGCAGAGGGAGGCCCGGAAACUGUCGCGAUCAAGGUGCACUGGAAGCCACACCCGCUAAACCCGACAGCCAAGGCGGGCUUAUGGGGGUUCAAAAUGAGGCGGCAAGACCCGUUUCGCGAGGUUUUCGAUGAGACAGCAGAUGCCGCAGAGAUCAUCUCGGACCACCUGGUGAUGACCUACAAUGGCACGCGCGUCUUCCCUUCUGCGACCCCGCACAGCAUAGGCGUGUGGGCUGAGGCUGAACUCGAUGCGUGCGACAAAAUGACAUACGAAUACCUCCUCGCGAACCGCCGCGAACGCUCACCUUCUGCCUUACACGAGCGCUCGCCUUCGCAUGCACGGUCACCUUCCCCGACGCUGGACGAAUCCGAGGCCGAUUCCGCAGCUGAGUCCGGGACAGAAGACGACAAGUUCCGGCUGACGGUGCGCUCCACAAAGGCGAAAGACAUCGUACUCACCGUACGCCCCACAACGGCUUGCGGCGCGAUCGUGAAGGCGUUCCUGAAGAAGGCGGGGCUCGCAGAGCAGUAUGGCGCCGCGGGCACGCCGGCGAAGAAGGGGAAGCGUGGAAAGCCCGCGCCGCCUGCGGGUGCGUACUUGGUUGUGGAUGGAGAUAGGAUGGACCCUGCGUCGGGAAUUGGAGAAGCCGAUUUGGACGACGGAGAUUUGGUCGAGGUCGCAGGCCUAUGA
This is a messenger RNA of Sparassis crispa, 1377 nucleotides long. RefSeq lists its product as hypothetical. The record is from RefSeq and is a predicted model, not a curated record. The coding region runs from base 1 to 1377 and encodes 458 amino acids. NCBI's taxonomy places the organism in Eukaryota, Fungi, Basidiomycota, Agaricomycetes, Polyporales, Sparassidaceae. The transcript has 6 exons.